This is a messenger RNA of Plodia interpunctella (Indianmeal moth), 651 nucleotides long. RefSeq lists its product as uncharacterized. The record is from RefSeq and is a predicted model, not a curated record. Bases 115 to 555 code for a protein of 146 amino acids. The transcript is spliced from 3 exons. NCBI's taxonomy places the organism in Eukaryota, Metazoa, Arthropoda, Insecta, Lepidoptera, Pyralidae.
UAUUUUUAUCGCAACAAGACGUGACUUUAACUAACCAAUAUAUUGUAUUCAUAUACAUACUCGUAUGAAGAUUCUUUUGUCUGUCAAUUCGAUUUGUGUUUAAUUCGUUUCAAGAUGUCUGUUUGGAUGGUAGUAUUUUUGACGGCUCUUUUACAAAAUUCAGGUGCCUACUGCGAGGAUGAUCAGAAGCCAUCAAUUGGUGAGCAGCUGAACAUCAUCAUUAAAGACGUGAGUUCCUACCUCUACUGGCUCUUCGGCUAUGGAGAUGAUGAGUCUUUAGCAGAAAGCCAGUUAGAGGAAUCGGAUUUAUUGACAGAAGAAUUUGUUAAAGACGUCGACGAUAUGGUCCAAUUGAUGCACGCUGAAAUUGAAAAACGUAUAAAACAUGCAAAAGAUGUAGAACGCCAAGAAAGUGAGAUUGAUAAAAAUAAUUCCGACGAAAAGAUUGAAGAUAGUGAUAAGAAAGUUAUAAAGAAAGGCAGCGAUGAAAAUAGUGAAGAAAAAGAUGGCAUGGAAGUUAUUCCCUUGGAAAUAGAGGCCGAACAACGCCGAUGAAAUAGCCGAUUUUAUUAUAUACUGACUUGGUAAUUUUAAUUUUUUUCUUGUAUGGUAUAAAAAAUAUUUUAAUGAAACUUCGUUAUUGUACUGUUA